This is a messenger RNA of Fusarium graminearum PH-1, 1452 nucleotides long. RefSeq lists its product as uncharacterized. Bases 1 to 1452 code for a protein of 483 amino acids. Lineage: Eukaryota; Fungi; Ascomycota; Sordariomycetes; Hypocreales; Nectriaceae. The transcript is spliced from 2 exons. The record is from RefSeq and is a predicted model, not a curated record.
AUGACGCCGGUCAAAUCCUCUUGGUCUCGACGCCUUCAGAUGCUCGGUACUGCCUCGCUACCAGCACUUCUCAUCGGCGGGCUUAUCCUCAUUCUGGUCGGCGCCAAUGCUCUUUCAAACCCUACUUCAACUCGGAACCCUAGUGCGUCAGGUGAAUUUGGCAAAUCGAGAGUCUCGGGCCAACUCGCCUUCAAGAUUGGUGGUGAAUGGAGUGUCCAAUCCUGGAUCGCUGUUACAGGUGUUGCUUUUGGGCUGUUAUCGUUCGGCUUUGCAGAGACAUACAUGCAUUUAUUCGAUGCUUGGUGUAGCAGACAAGCUCACUGUGUCAGCGGCCUUGACUAUGCCCGGUAUCUCAACUCUCAGGCCCGGGCACCAGUACGUUACGGCCUCAGAGGGUUUCCGGUCUUUAUCACUCUGAGAUACAUCAUUACUGCCAUGUGUAUCGCUGCAUCAAUUGGCUACAAGUUCGCCAUCGUUACCCCAGAAGUCAGGAGAAUCGAGGCGUCUAACAGUGGGAUUUUUUCCCCUCCGCAAAACGCCAUUAUCGAAUACCGCGUUCCCAAGUUUGCAGAGCUUGAGGUACAAUGGGCAAAGGCACCCAACGGUUCCUCAAAUACGUGGGAAGUGCCCGUAGUCCAACGCUCCCGAUACACUAUAAACGCAGGCAUGGCUCAAGUCAGGAGACGCCUGGAAACUCAAGACUGCAAAAACCUCAUAGGCUUCGGCGGCUCUGGCGUGACUCUGCGUGCUGUUAACAACGGCACCCUCGGGGAUUUCCUACAAAGACGGGGAAUCGUCAUGAGUAAGGACGAAAUAGGACGAGACCGCUUUAAUAUCACUAAGAAGAUACCUGAGUACAGUGUUUGGCUAGAGCCUCUGGUCAAGACCCAGGAUACUACACCUCUUGCUUCUAUCAGUGCUAUCGUCAGAGCCGUCAUGACCGCUUACAGAAUGGAUAUGUGGGGGACGCCAAUCAUUGAGGAGGAUGACAUGCCGUUUGGGGAAGAAACAGACCAUGUAUCAGAAACAUACCCAGGAUUCAAGAGUCCAUUCUAUGUGGGAACGAGAGUGGACAGGUACUCAGGAUGUUAUUCCAGCGCCGCUGUUGUCUUUAUCGUUUUCGGUUGUUUUGCUAUCUUGGUUGGGAUAUUCCGCGUGUGGCUUGGUCCGCCUGUUCUGACUUCCUGGAUGGGACAACACGUAUAUCUAGCUCGCACGGAAGCUAUUUCCCUGUCUGAGAAGGUGUCGAGUUUGGCUUCAGGGUAUCAGGUAGCAAAACCUGAUCUCGGAAGACUACGGUUAUCAACCCAGAAGGGGGAGGAAGCGGGCGCCAUGUUGGAACACGACAAUGGCACCGAUUCGGAGGGACAAUCAACCAAGGGACGAGGGGAUACCGGUGAGGUCCAUGGAAUUGUAACGCAUGUGGACGGCGUAGGGUUAAUGAGAAGGUAG